CCUGUUUGCAUUCCAACAACUCCUGAGUCCUGACUGAGUAAUAAUGGCUGAAUUAAACCGACAACUCCAGGAAUAUUUGACCCAGUCUAAAAGCGGUGCGAAGACGAUAUCACAGUCCAGCUCCAGCACCACCAUAGACAUCGAUGGGCCCCCGACGGUGCCGGGGAGCUGGUUCGGCCAGUGGUCGAGUCCGUUCUCUGGCUCCAGCAGUCGUGGAGCUUCAUCAAGCCAGGGAUCGAGCAGCGGCUUCUCCUGGCCAUGGUCAUCAGAACCGGACCCGUGUUUGCCAGGUAUGAGUCGAUCCCAGAGACUAAUCGCGUUCGGGACGUGUAUCUUCUUCUCGGCUCUGUGCUUCGGACUGUCAGCGCUGUAUGCUCCUUUGCUCCUGCUGAAGGCGCGCAAGUUCGCCCUUCUCUGGUCGCUCGGCUCAGUGUUCGCCUUGCUCGGUGCGGCCAUCCUCCGCGGACCGAGUAAACUCAUCGCGACUCCCACACCGGGAGCAGCAUUGUAUUUGUGCUCUCUGGCGGGCACCUUGUACGCGGCGCUGAGCCUUCACAGCACGCUGCUCACCGCUGUCGGAGCCUGCCUUCAGAUCGCUGCUAUUGUGGGUUAUAUCGUGGCUUUGGUGCCGGGUGGGAGUGCUGGCAUGAGAUUUGUGGGUGGCAUGGCUGCGUCGGCAAUCAAAAGAACAGUGAGCGGCAAGACUAUGCCGAUAUGAGCGC
Messenger RNA from Xyrauchen texanus (razorback sucker), 722 nucleotides. RefSeq names its product SFT2 domain containing 3 (gene sft2d3). Gene Ontology annotation, biological process: vesicle-mediated transport. Bases 44 to 718 code for a protein of 224 amino acids. Gene Ontology annotation, cellular component: membrane. The record is from RefSeq and is a predicted model, not a curated record. The transcript has a single exon. Lineage: Eukaryota; Metazoa; Chordata; Actinopteri; Cypriniformes; Catostomidae.